Cyphellophora europaea CBS 101466 is the source of this 387-nucleotide messenger RNA. RefSeq lists its product as uncharacterized. The transcript has a single exon. Bases 1 to 387 code for a protein of 128 amino acids. The record is from RefSeq and is a predicted model, not a curated record. Lineage: Eukaryota; Fungi; Ascomycota; Eurotiomycetes; Chaetothyriales; Cyphellophoraceae.
AUGCAACAAUUCGAAUUCCACCCCUCCCUCCCUUCCACCACCGCCUCCGCCGCCUGGAUCGAAGUCGAACCCUCAAUCCACGAACUCACACUGAACUCGUCCCCAUCAUCCUCGCGGCGGACGCUGCUCCAACGCUGGGCACCCAACACCUCCAAUGUCUGCCAGGACUUUGUGCACGAGUACAUCGAGGAGAUCUACAUUGUCGAAGGCACGCUGUCGUGCGAGGACGAUUCUGCGAGAGGUGUGCAGGGCGGGAAGUGGGAGAAGGGUGCGUAUGCUUAUCGAAAGCCGGGGAUGCGGCAUGGGCCGUUCAGGAGUGGUGAAGAGGGGUGUUUGAUGUUUAUUACUUGUACGCCUGUUGGGGAGUGUACAUGGACGGAGGACUGA